UCCGAUGUCACGUGAAGGCAACAGGCGAGGUGCGUUUUUACUGUUCAGUUCGGAACACAACCGACGUCACUGCCACCAUGUUGGAUCCGGAAGUAGGCAGAGCCGAUGCAGGAAUCCCGAGCUGAGCUCACCGUCAGCGGCUGCUUUUUCACCCGAUCGGUCGACCGAUUCCCGGUUCUCCCCUUUAACAUCCAGGUUACAUGCUGCGUGGCUUUCCGGCCUGUCGAGGUAGGCGCAUUUCUUCGGAUUUGAUCGUUUCGCAACACCGGCUAUGGCCUCAAUCAAGCAGAGAAACUCGGGCCUCGUCCAGCGGAGGACCGAGGCCAUCCGCAGCGCCGCCGACAAGGACAGGGACUCCGCCGAGGAGGAGGACGAGGCGCGCCGCGGGGAGGAGGAGGACGACGACGAAAAGCGAGACUCGAAGGAAACCCGACUCACGUUAAUGGAGGAGGUGUUGCUACUGGGCCUCAAGGACCGAGAGGGCUACACGUCUUUCUGGAACGACUGUAUUUCCUCCGGUCUCCGCGGGUGCAUGCUGGUGGAGCUGGCCCUCAGAGGGAGGCUGCAGCUGGAGGCCUGCGGGGUGAGGAGAAGGAGCCUCCUGUCGAGGAAGGUGAUCUGCAAGUCUGACGCGCCGACGGGGGACGUGCUACUGGACGAGGCCCUGAAGCACAUCAAGGACACCCAGCCUCCAGAGACCGUCCAGAGCUGGAUCGAGCUGCUGAGCGGAGAGACCUGGAAUCCCCUGAAGCUGCACUACCAGCUCAGAAAUGUUAGAGAGCGUUUGGCAAAAAACCUGGUCGAGAAAGGUGUGCUCACGACAGAGAAGCAAAACUUCCUGCUCUUUGACAUGACCACACAUCCGCUCACCAACAGCACCAUAAAACAGCGCCUCGUCAAGAAGGUCCAGGAGUCCGUUCUGGAGAAGUGGGUCAACGAUCCCCACCGCAUGGACAAGCGGGUUCUGUCCCUGAUCCUCCUGGCCCACUCGUCCGACGUGCUGGAGAACGCCUUCGCCCCGCUGCAGGACGACCAGUACGACCUGGGCAUGAAGAGAGUCCACGCGCUGCUGGAGCUGGAGCCGGAGAAGGAGAGCGCAAAGCCCAACGUCAACGAACUCAUGUGGGCGGUGGUGGCCGCGUUUACUAAAUGAGAAACGCCCGAUUGUUUGGACUGGAAGAUCUGGCGACGGUCUCCGUUAUUUAAUUGGUUGAAGGACUUCACUUGAAUGAGACAAUCUAUUUUGGUUGGGGCGCCUGUUGGUACGUCGACUCCGGAUGACGUUUUGGUGGCAGUCCAUAAUAACCCAGUGCAAUCUGAUUGGUGGUGGGCUUCACCGAGUCGCGCGUGGUCGGUUGGAACUGUCUCUAAAUCAACAACAACAACAACAAAAUGACUUGUCUGCUUUCACACAGUGAGGUAUAUUAUCUGCUGCUGCGAGGGCUGGAUAUUCUUACAUUCGUCAACACGACCGGCAGAUGGCUUUCUGUUCAUGUUAGAUGGCAUCAAAGGAUGAAAGCAGGUGGCGGCAGUAGUUGAGGUGAAAUAUGAAGAUUUUUUUUGGACUGGGGCCAAGAUGUCCUUCUUCACUAAGGGAAACAUCACCGCUACCUUUCUACAAGGUCUGGCCAGAAUCAAACCCUGGUCUCGUCUCCAUUCCCCCCCCACCCCACACACACACACGCUUAUGCAAGGACGACCAGAUCAGUCACUCUUGUUUUCACAUUCAUCUCUCCUUUUCUAUUUUCUUCCUCAUCGACGUUUGAGGAGGAAAAGGAGGACACGAUCGCUGACUGCAUCGGUGCUCCUGAGCCGGGUGAUUCUGGCCCUCUAACUUUAACCCAAAUGAAGAAUUAAACCUGGAGUCUAACAAAUCUCUUUAUCUUAUUCCUUGCAAUGGGUCCAUUCUGUGUUUUUUGUAGGAUGAGACGAGUCUUCCAUUUCUAUUUAUGUUGCUAAUCGAUGCUUACAGUAGUCUGCCAUUUAUCAACUAUUUUGCACAGUCACUAGUCCCGUAGGCAGGGUCGCUCUUCGUAGGGAUGUUUUCUUGGCUUGAGACGACGCGGUUGGACACGAUGAGCCUCGGCGAACGAAAGAGAAAUAGCUCAUUUAUUUUGUCUACAGCUCUUGAUCUUUAUGAAUACUUUUUUAAAAAAUCAUUCCUCUGGGUAUAUAGAAAUAAAAGUGAGUCGAGAUGUAAAAAAACAAAGCGGUGAUCGUAUCUGUUGGGAUUCGGAUCGCCGUGAAACAGCCGGCGCGAGAUUUACAGGCUGAUCGUCAGCGGCUGCUCACACUUAUGGGGUGGGAAAUGUAAGCCAAAUGGGCUAGUUUGUAUUCUGAGAAGGGGUCGGUUCACCCAAAGUCGGGAAAAAACACCUUGUUUAACAAUAGUGGCAUCUCGCCAAGGUUUUGGCUUUAUGUUUUGAAAUGUCUCGUCUUAAAAACGGGUAAAUGGAAUUUCCUUUUUUAGAUUCUUGUCGGCAGUAAAUUCCCAAAGCAUCUGGAGUUUCCAACGAAUCCCCAAUCUUUACUGUUUUCUUUCGAAGUACUCUUUGCAGUAAAGAUAUCUAAAAAACACAUUUAAAAAAAGCCCGUUCUGUGGAUUCCCUCGAUGCCGCCAGAGGAAACUGUAUUUGGUUAUUUGGGUGAACCGAUCCUUUUAAAGUCUCCCUCUUGCUAUAUAUUGUAUCUCUCAGUUUGUAUGUCAUAAUUAGAUGUUCUUUCUAUCCGGUCGGCCCGCGCGGGCGUGUUUAUAUUUUUUGAUACAUGCAGCUUAUUGGAGGGUUACUCGGGGGCCCAGAUGAAUCCUGGGUAACGGCCGACAGGCGGAAACCAUCUCCAGUCACGCCUCUGUUUCAGAAUCACAUGAUUGUAAACAUGGACUUACAUCUCCUCUCGUUUCAUGGCAUUCUUAUUGUUCUGUCUUCCUAUGUAUUUUUUUUUUUUUACCAUCAACAUACCAGUAGGUCUGAAGAACUGUUGAGAUGCGUUUACAGCAAAGAGACCAUGCAUGCUAUCGGUGGAGGGCUGGGGUACUUGUGGAUCUCGCGGCGGAGAAAAGGCGUCUAUGUAAUUAUUCAUUUUAUGUGUACGAUCUAAUGGAAUUCAAUGAAAGGGAUCUUCUCUCUAUAAUUCUGUAUGCUUUUGUAUUGCCACACAAAAUAAAGUAAGGAUCCUUUAAGUGCCUGAAUUUA
This is a messenger RNA of Pseudoliparis swirei, 3194 nucleotides long. RefSeq names its product Golgi phosphoprotein 3-like. Gene Ontology annotation, biological process: Golgi vesicle budding; Golgi to plasma membrane protein transport; retrograde vesicle-mediated transport, Golgi to endoplasmic reticulum. The coding region runs from base 272 to 1153 and encodes 293 amino acids. The record is from RefSeq and is a predicted model, not a curated record. NCBI's taxonomy places the organism in Eukaryota, Metazoa, Chordata, Actinopteri, Perciformes, Liparidae. Gene Ontology annotation, molecular function: phosphatidylinositol-4-phosphate binding. Gene Ontology annotation, cellular component: trans-Golgi network; Golgi cisterna; cytosol. The transcript is spliced from 5 exons.